Molecule: messenger RNA, 10051 nt
Organism: Gamsiella multidivaricata
Lineage: Eukaryota; Fungi; Mortierellomycota; Mortierellomycetes; Mortierellales; Mortierellaceae
Exons: 13
Coding region: 238-9972 (3244 amino acids)
Biological process (GO): protein phosphorylation; regulation of DNA-templated transcription; phosphorelay signal transduction system
Molecular function (GO): protein binding; ATP binding; phosphorelay sensor kinase activity
Source: RefSeq, a predicted model, not a curated record
CUACCACUCCACCUUAUUCACCUUAUUUGACUUGCUCUCCAUCACACUUCCAUCCCUGCCGUUGCUACCAUCACGUCUUAUAGCGAUCAGUCCAUCACACAGGACCAUCCUUACUGUUGUAAGCAAUCUCAUUCGGGCAGCAACAACGGUGGAAGGAAAUUGGUCAUCAUCUCAAAUCUUUAACGAUCAUUUCUCCAUGUCCUCCAGAGCACACUCUGAAACACUUCCGCUAAAAUAAUGCCCUCAGACAAGAACCAGCACAGGAACGAGCAUCAGCACCAGCAACUCGAAGCCACAUCCGCCGCUGCUUCUAGCACCAACAACGACUUCCAUAGCGAUGCAACACAUCACAACUACAGCCACAGCAUCAGUAGCUACGACAACGACGACCCUUUGCAACAGUCGUCCUUCAGACCAACUUCGACCAUACCCUCGUACUUAACUCGCCCCGCCAUUUCCGCCUCGAGACACGGCAUCGGACUUUCUUUAGAAUACAGGGAGACUUACCAGAACCUCACCGUCGCAACGGAUAGGCUCGACACCGUCAAUUCUGCCCAGUGGUUCUACAAACCCUAUCUGCAGCCCUCCUUCAUUUCCACAACAGCAACAUCCAGCCUAAUGCCCACCACAGCCCUUAUUACACCGGGUAGUCCUGACCUCAGAGGAUGCGUCGCAGGCACGGCCACUCCUGCCCCACCCAUGCCCUCAAUUGUAUUGCCAGCUAGAGCACGGACCCCCACCCCAGCGACCUUGUAUUCGACACUGCAGUCAUCCCUCGCUGCAGGGGCCAUCAUGGGUAAUCCAGGCGCUCGACCCAAUGGUUCCGACCAUACCGCGACGAUACACGGCAGAACAGCAGGACCAUAUUCUUCACAAGCCUCGGUUCAAUUGGGAUCUUUUCAUUUGAACGCACAACCUCCGCUCCCAAUCAAGGACGAGUCAAUCUAUCACAAUCCGUAUAAGGCGCCAUCACACGCAAACAGCCGAGCAUUCGUGCCUCCAGUCGUACCCGGAUACGAGUUCACAGGAGGCUCUCAGGCUGGAAACAUGGGCUUGAUGAUGGGCAAGCGGCUCUCGGACGGCAUACCUGUUACAGGAAAGCUCCAUCAGUCUCGCAUCCUUCUUCAGCAUGAAUACCGGAUACUCAAAACUCUCAAGAUCGCCAAUGCUCAUUACAUUCCAGACAGCGACCAGCACCAACAGCCCGCGACCAAUGACUCCAUCGAGCAAAAGGAGAGCACGUUGGAGACAGAUGCGGUCGCAUCAUCAAAGGGCACCGAACGAUCACACCAAUACUGCACACCGAAACCUGGCGUCAAGAAAGCUGUUUACGAGGCGGGAAGCGUAGAGACGGAAAUGUACUUCAAUCGCCUCGUGGAGGAUUUUAUCGACCUGGAGCACGAGGAUAUGUCAAUACUCAUCUUGAGCAGACUCGGACCAAAUUUACUAUCACAUACGCACUAUCAGUUCAUGGGCAUGGAGAGCACGGACAACACGAGCGACCCCGAGAUACAAGCGAAGAGGAAAUACGGAUCGCCAUUUCCGGACGUACGAACCUUUCUGAUCUUUGCUCUGAAAGCGGCGUGUAUUCUCGAGGCGCUCCUCAAACAGAAAAUAGCGCAUCUUGCGAUCUGUCCGACAGCACUGCACUGGAUGCCUUCCAAAGCCGAUGUUGGUCCAUGGCAUUCAGACGAGGAAAUGAUACGUAACGCAGACGACAACAGGGGCGAGGUGUUGUUAGAAAGGUCCGAACCGGUUUGUGGUCCCCACAUCCUUUAUUCGCUGCUGGAGAACAUGGACAUCAACGACACAAAACUGCGUUUAUUCGAUUUCACGCACUCCAAGAUUCUCAGCCAUGAGCGAGCCAGGGCGCCCAAUAAUAUCGUGGAAUGGCAAAUCCCAGGAUAUCUCGAGUACCAUUUGCAGUUCCUGGCACCCGAGCAAACUGGACGUGCGGAGACAUGGAUGGACCACCGAACCGAUAUAUACGGACUUGGUGCGACACUGUUUUCGCUGUUGACGAUGCAGUAUCCGAAUACUGGAACCGACAGCGUACAGAUUCUUCAAGGUGUGCUAUCCAGAGAACUUCCGCCAUUAAGGAUCUUUAGGCCGGACAUGCCCCCUGUGAUAGAUGAUAUUCUACGUAAAAUGACUCGGAAGCAACCAAGCCAAAGAUACCAGAAUGCAUUCGGAUUCAAGCAGGACAUUUUGCGGUGCUUGAACGCUUUGCACAAGACUGGCCGGAUCGACUCAUUCGAAUUGGGCCAGCAUGAUGUAUCGUACCAGUUUGUACUUCCCAACUCCAUCUUCGGUCGACAUGCUGAGCAACAAAUGAUCUCAGCGGCCAUUGCGCAGGCUGCAAGCGCAUGCCAACAAUCGUUGAACGGUGACAUGCAGGACGACGAUGUUGACGAUGACGACGACGACGAUAUGGCAUCCAAAAUGGUAGCUGCAAACAAUGCAGACUAUUACGUCUUUGAGGACGAUAUUGUUUCGUUGAGGAGUCAGGUGUCUGCCAAGAUCCCAUUGUCGUCAAAAACGCUCCUAAGAACACCCAAGCCCUUCAAUAGACUGCAGUCGGCUCACCAUGGGCCAGAAAAGACGGAUCCCAUUGUUCGCGUAGUCUUUGUCAGUGGUCCUUCAGGCGUCGGCAAGACUAUGCUCAUUCGAGGAAUGGCCACAGUUGCAAGGAAUUCUGGAUUAUUUGCGGCAGGGGUGUUUGAGGCAGUGGGUCGGGCACCGUAUUCGGCAAUUCUCUCCUGUAUCCAAAGUGUGCUUCAACAACUCCUAGCUCAGCACACCGAUGCACUCGCUUCACUGGUCGUCGCGAUUCUGACAGCGUUCGAGCCGAACUCUGGCAUCGGUAUCAUCUGCGACCUUGUACCGGAACUCCGAUACUUCUUUAACGGAUCCGAAAUGCCCGAGGGCAAGGAUGUGCCGCUCACCCACUCUAUCGCUCGAUUCCAUGCGCUCAUUCUGAAGCUGAUUCGUGUCAUCUCCACCCACUUUUUCAUGACCUGGCUGAUUGACGACCUCCAGUUUGCUGACGAAAACUCGAUCGAUCUAUUGGCGACAUUGGUGAAUGUGAACAAGCGGCUGCCUAUUGUGUUUAUUAUCACACAUCGAGAUACACCCGAUUGUCUGAUGAAGGUCAAGCACAUUUUGGGAGGAGGAAACAUCAUUGGAGGUCGGCACCCGACAGGAUUCAGCGCCUUCGGAGCGGUGCAGCAUGAUAAAUGGAUGGAGGAGAUGUGGUCAAAAGGAGGCCCGUCGACAAAGCCUAUAUCAAAGAGCUCCGCCUUGAGAGGCACGGGAAUCUCAGUAGCAGUUCGAGGCGGCGGCGGUGUACGUUUCAUUCGGCUCCAAAACCCUGCAAUGGAAACAGUUCAGGAAUUCCUUGGGACUCUGCUGCAUCGAGACAAGUCAGCUGUGGCGUCUUUGGCCAAGGUUCUGCACCAAAAGUCAUGGCUGACCAUCAGACAACUGGCUCUGGAGCUAUACAGGAAAGAACAUAUCUAUUUCAACUGCGUUGCCAGGGAGUGGGAGUGGGAGUCCAAUCCCGAAAAGCUGGCAGCAGUCGUUCGAGGUUUGACUGGAGAAGAGUUUGCGUUUCUUAACAGCAGAUUCAAAGCACUCAACUGUGAUACCAAGAGGGCACUCGUCUGUGCGUCAAUAUGCGGACAAUCAUUUACGAUCCAGGACCUUCAGCAGCUGAUCUUGGCUGUAUACAACUGGACGGGUGGAAAGUGUCCAAGUGCCGAUGCGGCUUCAGGGGCGGACCCUCACUUGGACGGUAACAAAGGAUGCAACACCAUGGCAGGAAUACAGUCCGCAAUUGGAGAAGGAAUUCUAGCCUACGCUCCGGAAUCGGGUAACCUGCGCUUUCACCAUAAUAUCAUGCGCCAAGUUGCUGCCAAUUUGAUGGAGAGUCCUGAACAGACCGAGAGACUGCAUUUCGAGAUGAUCAAGAUGCUUUUCCCCAAGCCCGGUCAGGAGCUCGCAAUAGCACAUCACAUUCUCAGCUGCCUCAACUUGAUAAAAAAAAAGCUGGCUGAGGCACGAUAUUCCGGUUUCUCGAAUAUGGCGAACACAGAAGGACGUAUGACGGAAGCGGAUGCGACCAGGGCACUGGAACUGGAUACCAAGGCGCUGCGCAGGAUCCUUUCGCGUGUUGGAGAGAAAAACCAAAAGAGUGGUUCGCAGGGACCGGCCUUAAAGUACUGGAAUGCUGCCUUAGAGCUACUUCCGGACAACUGCUGGGAUCAACUUCCAGAAACAGUGACAACCCCGGAUUACGACGUCGGCAUGGAAGAUGCGGAAAGUGUCCUAGGCUCACCUGCAACUCUUAGGGAUGGUGUUCAAAAUCUGCUGACAAAGCAGCCACCACUCUACCACGAGACCCUCAGAUUACAUCUUCAGUGCAUCGAGGCAGAGCGUUGGUGCGAGAAUUUUGACAAGGCAAUGAAGAUUUGCGAGACCAUGCUCUCCAAAAUCACUGAUCCUAUCGACAGGGCUCGCGUAUACCAACACCAAAUUGAGAUGUCAGUUUGGGCAUAUUCACUACCAGCCCAGGCGACCGCGGUUACGAUUCAGUGUCUUUUUGAACUCGGGAUGGACGAGGACACACUGUUCGAUCCCACGGAAAAUGAAACGAGGGUCAUUUUUGACAAGACGCACGAGUUGCUGAAGGAGCAUAUGUCGGAGCUCGAGGCGGAUCCACCUAAAGUGUGCAACGAUCCAAGAAUUGCCAUGAUGAUGGAAGUGCUUUCCGUCGCAGGCUCAAGUCUUUACUAUUGUAAUGUCCCGUUCAUGGCCAGCGGAAUUGUUCAAUCCAUAAAGCUGAUCUGCAAACACGGCAUUACCAAAGACGCUGGUCGAGCCUUGGUCACAUUUGCACUCACAUACUCCACCUGGUACGGACGUCUUGACAAUGUCUACGAGCUAGGAAGAUUGGCAUGCAAGGUUUCCAAUAACAGUCAUCAUGUCCGCUUCCUGUUCUAUCUUGUCGUCCAACAGUGGGGCGAACAUGUUGCGCACUCGAUCCCGGCGCUAGAGGAGACUCUAGCAGCGGUGGAGCUGGCCUGCGAUCGGCUCUUCCAUACUGCAGGGAUGAUUCACGUUUCAGUUAUGAAAAUCCUUGUCGGAAGGAUUCACUUGAACGAUCUCAUGUCAACGACUAUCGAACUUUUGACCAAGCACAUCGAAUUCGGUUCCAAGUCUCAUGGUGUGGAGGUCAUGCAGGGGAUUUUGCAGAUGAUCAAGUGUCUGAAGGGGCGAACCCUGGCUGAGAACCCCGAGACAAUCUUUGAGGACGUCGAUUUCUCCGAAACCAAGAACAAGGUCAAGAAGGACAAAAAGGCUCUGGCACUGGUUCAUAACAAUAGCACCUAUCAGAUGCUCAAGGUCUUGGCGGCUUUCAUUUUUGGAUACUAUGCGUUCAUUCAGGAAGUGACGGACAGCUGGCACGAUGACCCCAAGUCGAUCAUGAACUUUGAAGGAUCCUGGAUUGCCCAUACUGUAUUUACGGUUGUUGGACUGGCGAUCGUGAAUCUCCUUAGGACCGAAACGGAUCCUGAGGUCAGAAGCAAAUACAAGCGCCGACUGUUCAGGAUCCAUGAUCAGAUGGAAAUAAGGGCAAACAAAUAUCCGACAAACCACGCUGCGAUGUUUUAUCUCCUCGAAGCCGAGAUCGCGGACCAGGGACUGACCCAGGACGACGACGUGGCGAGAAAUGGAGGAGAGAGAGCUACCGACAUGAAGGCGUUUUUGUUAUAUGAAAAGGCGAUCAAGUUCUCAGUUGAUGGCGACUUUCCUCUGCACAAGUGCUUUUCGUACGAGUUGGCUGCUAAGAGCCAUUUGCGCCACGGUAUGGUGACGAGCGCGAGAUGUUUGCUUGGCAACGCCAUCAAGGUGUAUCAACAGUGGGGCGCAAAGGGCAAAGUGCAGAGGUUUUAUCGCACCUAUCCAGACAUGUUCCCGUCGCCACCGGAGGUAGAUCCUGCGGCUGCCAAGCGUGGACUAUUUUACAGACCUCACGACACCCACGGCCACUUGUCGACCUCCCAGCUUACCUCUGGUGCUAAUAAUAAUUUCGCAGGGCCAGCAUCAGCAGGACCAGGUGGUCCAAAUAGCACGUCGCCAUGGGCAGGAAGUCCCAGGACUAUCUACAGCCCUACGGCAUUUGGAAGCGAUGCAGUAUCGGCAGCAGCAGCAGCGAUGGCAGAGUCCAGCAUGGCUUCUGCAUUUCAGAAUGGAUGUCCCUCGGCCACUUCAACGGCUUCCUCGACCCUCUCAGCACCGUUGUAUUCGAUACAGAACACCUGGCUCAGCUCUCCACAAUCCUCUGAGGCGGAUAAUGCGGAUCUGGAUGUUCUCGAUUUCUCUUCUGUGAUUGAGGCUAUGCAGGUGAUAGCGAGCGAGAUCGAUCUGGACUUGCUCCUCGUCAAGUCCUUGGGGGUCUUGAACCAGUCCGUGGGUGCGAAAAGAUGUUGUAUUAUUAUAUCCAAGGGUGAAGAGUUGGUUCUGGCGGCUUCACAGGGAGAUCUAGGUCAGUGCGAGCCCGUCAAUCCGCCGCUGGAGGUCGAGAAGUGCGGCUCGUUGUUUCACAGCGUGAUCAACUAUGUGAUCAACACUUCUACGCCAUGUCUGCUCACGAACGCCAAGGAAGAUCCUCGAUUCUGCGCAGAUGAGUACCUGAAGCAGCGAGUUGAUCUUAAGACGGUCCUUUGCGCGCCUAUUCUGCACAAGGCAGCGCUUGUCGGCGUGCUUUAUAUGGAGGAAUUCCCAGAGCGGGCAUUUGCGAACAAGCGGAUGCUAGUGAUGAACUUGUUGGUGCAGCAACUGGGGAUCUCAAUUACGAACGCGCUCCUAUAUCAGUCGGUGCUUCAGUCAGAGUCCAAACUGAAUGGACUGCUUGAGAAUAUGCCGUGCGGUAUUGCUCUCUGGGACGCAGUGGCCGAAAACUGCCAGUAUGUCAACUCAACAUGGAGAGAAAUGACCGGGUUUACAGUCAAAGAAAUCAUGAACUCCAGGUGGAGAGUUCUGGUCCAUCCAGAUGAGCUGAUCUCACAUGGUCUUUCAUGGAAAGAGCGUGUUCUAGCAGGAGUACCGUGCCAAUGGGAGAGCCGAUAUGGUCUGAAAGAUGGCACUUUCCGCUGGGGCAUCGUACGUAUGCUGCCGAUCUACGCUUCGACAGAUCAAAACAAGAUCUUGCAGUGGCUGACUGUCACUAUCGAUAUUGAUGACCAACGACGAGCCGUUCAAUUGAAGUCCAACUUCCUGGCUAACAUGAGCCAUGAAUUACGAACGCCAUUCUCGGGUAUCUUAGGAAUGCUUUCGUUGCUCAGGGAUUCGAGCGGGCUGUCUCAUGAACAAUUCGAGUUUGUGGAUAUGGCCAAAGCAUCCUGUGAGAUGCUGAUCAGGAUCGUGGAUGAUCUGCUGAACUUCAGCAAGCUGGAGGCAGAUAAGGUCACGCUUGAGUACAUCCCGCUGUGCUUUGAAGAGAUUCUUGGAGAUGUUUGUGAUCUGCUGGUUCCAUUGGCGUCAAAGAAAGGUCUUGAGCUCAUCAUCCUGGUCGAUGAUACUCUGCCCGUUCAACUUAUCGGUGACCCUGAUCGAAUGAAGCAGAUUCUCAUGAAUCUGAUCGGUAACGCCAUCAAGUUCUCGACCUCUGGCAAUGUCGUCAUCAAGUACUGGCACGAACUUCGGAAACGGGAAACGCUGAACUCCGGAAAAUCCUCACAGUCGAUCCUUGAAAUUCUUGCCGGAAAAUGUGGCACCGAUUAUCUGGGUAAAAAUGGCAUGGAGGCGUUGCGGAGCAAGGUCGAGUUAGAGUUGAACGACUCGCACCUCGGUGACGAGGUGAUACUGCACUGCUCCGUGACGGAUCAAGGAAUCGGAAUGACACCAGAUGAGCAAAAGAUGCUAUUCGUGUCGUUUCAGCAGACCGACAACGGGACGACUCGAAAGUAUGGUGGCACCGGAUUAGGACUCUCGAUUUGCGCGCAGUUGAUUGCACAUAUGCACGGCAAGGUCGUUGUGGAGUCCGAGAAGGGCAAAGGAUCGACUUUCACGUUCACAGCAAAACUGAGAGCCAUGACAGAUCAUGACCGGGCUUUGAACCCAGUAGAAAGCGCUCGGAUCUAUGAGUGCGAGAAGGUAUUGACCUCAAGGUGGGCUGCGCUCGAUGGCAAGAGAGUGCUGAUCUUGUCGCCCAACAAGCUGCUACGACAGCAAGUGAUGAGCACUGCACCUAGCGUCAUAUGCAUGGAGUUUGACGACGUGUUCUCGGCUGUAAAGUGUGGCGCCAUCGGAAUUCUUGGCGAUCCCCUGAGCUGCUGCUCAGACCACGUUCAAAAUCCUGUCAUAUCAGAGGCCGCAGAGGAUCAAAUGGAAGGCAUUAUCAAGGGCAUCGGCAACAAGGAAGGCGUGGAAGGCGAGAGUAAGUGCGGCUGCGUUGAAGCGUUACCGCUUUUGAAGCUCGAUGCAAUCCCACAAUUCGACUUCAUCCUGGUUGAUCACGUCCUAGACUCGGCAGAACUCGAUUGCAUAUAUCCUUCGCCAUCGAUCGCCUUUGUCCUGCUCCUCGCUCCGACAACUGAGACUCUGCGAUGGAUUUUACCGCCAGCGCAGAAGCGAUUGGAUGCGAAUUCUGAGGAAACUGAUUCUGAGCAAGUGGAUGUUGGAGGGCGCGGACGUAUUCGUGCGUCCUCUGACCUGGAUUUCGCAGAGAAGGCCAUGGGACAGGUACGCAGUGCCUCUUUUAUGUCAAAGAUCAGGGCCAAGUCUUCAGCAAGUCUCAAAAAGCCAGCAUCCGGUACACCCUCAGGAAAGCGGCCCAGGAUACCGUCUCAAUUGUUCAAGCGCAAGAAACAGUCGCUUCUGGCCGCGACUUUCACAAAGAGAAAGGAAAUGAAUGCAACAGUUGAGUCGACUUCCGGAGCAGGGACAGAGGCAGAUACCUAUGCAGAUGUGCCUGGAUCUUCUCCAGUCCCGCGCAAGUCGUCGUCGUUCCAAGUAUGCCGAAUGAUCAAGCCGGUGCGUCGACUCAAGCUACUACAGAUCAUGUACAACGCCCUACUUCUGCAUGAGCAUCGGAUGAACGGUGGUACUGAAGCGCUUGGAUGUGCCAAAUUGGGGGAGAUUCCUGGCGAAUCCGAGGAUAGUCAAUUCGAGGAUCCAGGACGAUCUUCGCCGUCGUCAUAUGCAGCAUCAAGCGGCACGUUAUCGCAGUCCACAUCGCCUUCUAGAUCCGUAUCCCCACAACGCGAUACUCUGAAGCGUAGACGCUCCAAGGAUGAUUUGGCAGGAAGAGGGCGGACUAGUGAUGAAGGAUCUGAUAGAGACUUACCACCGGCUUCUAAGACUUCCAAGACAAAAGCCUUGUCUUCAUCAUCGUCCUCGUCAUCCAGGGCGAGAAGUAGGAAGGUAGCUGACGGCGAUCUUCCGAAGCGGGCCCGUAACAAUGAUGCGCUGACGCUGUUGCUAACGCCUGAGCAACGCAAGAGGUGCAAGGGAAUCAAUGUUCUUGUUGCAGAAGACGAUUUUGUCUCGCAAAAGAUCUUGGAGAAGCAACUUUCAAAGCUCGGCAUGAAUGUGGUGAUUGCGGGUAAUGGACAGGAGGCCGUCGAUGAAUGGCUGGCAGCCAAGCGAGGACACUACACAAUCGCUAUUUUUGAUCAUCACAUGCCUAUCAUGGAUGGACUAGCGGCGACUAAAAAGAUUCGAGCGCUGGAAGCAGACUUGGUGGAGGAACAGAAGCAGAAGAACGAGGCAGGAGCAGCAGACACAGAGAUAGGUCCGUCGGAGGAUUCAUCAAAGAGCCAUAUCCGCAUCCCGAUUGUGGGACUGAGUGCGGAUAUCCAGCUCGCUACGAAAGAGAAAUGCAUCCGAGCGGGUAUGGACGAAUACAUGACAAAGCCGUUGCUAACACAGGGUCUUGCGCUAUUGAUCCAGCGCUACUGUUGUCACUAAGGACCUAUUGAAUCUCGUUUUGCGAUUCACAUACGUCUACUAAUAAAACAUCCCUGAACUGCUUGCGGCUCCUUCAUAC